GAUGCUGAGGAGACUGAACAGGUACAUACAUUCAUUCCAAAAGAACAAUCUUUGGCUAAUAUCAGCGAAUUAUGUAGUGAAAAAGUGAGACCAAAAGCCCCACUUGAGCAAAACAGCAAAUCGGUGCCGAUACAGCCUGAAGAAACAAAAGUUUCACAUGAUUAUAUUGUCGCCCACCCAAGUCAUAACCAGGCACAAAGUAUCAUUUCUUCUGAAAUAAAUAUUAUGACCGAAUAUCAACCCUGCGACCCCAGGUCUCACCCUCAUGUGACUAAAACUAAAAACGAUUCAAUUCAGAAGGAUAGCCGAAUUGAGAUGCAAAAAUUUAUACAAGAAUUAUAUUUAGAACCCAUAACAGAAGAAUCAAUUGAA
This is a messenger RNA of Dentiscutata erythropus, 372 nucleotides long. NCBI's taxonomy places the organism in Eukaryota, Fungi, Glomeromycota, Glomeromycetes, Diversisporales, Gigasporaceae. The record is from the annotation of a GenBank genome assembly.